AUGACAAACUCCGACGACGAGGCCCUCUUUGACGACAUUUAUGACGACGAUAAGGAAGAAGUGAAGGAAGAAAAGGUUGAAGUGGUGAAGGAGACCCCAGUGGAGGCUGCUCCAGCGCCCGUGGCAGAAACAGCACCGGUUACUGUUCCUGUGAGUGCGCCUUCAGAAACCGCGCCAGCGCCAGCAUAUCCCGUGAUGACAGCACCAACACCAAGUUUCAUGGGCCAGAAGCAAUUUCAGGACCCUGUGCGAGCCGAUAUCCAAUCGAAGGACCAAGGAAAGAUGUUCAUUGGAGGACUGAACUGGGAAACCACGGAGGAAAGUAUGAAGAAUUACUUUAGUCAGUUUGGCGACGUUGUCGACUUGACUAUUAUGAAGGAUAAUGCUACAGGACGGUCUAGAGGAUUUGGAUUUUUGACAUUUGCUAGUUCAAGUAGUGUGGAUGAUGUUUUAAAAAAGACACAUGUUUUAGAUGGCAAGUUAAUUGACCCUAAAAGAGCCAUUCCUAAAGAGGAACAGGACAAGACAGGCAAGAUCUUUGUUGGUGGUGUUGCGCCAGAGGUGACCGAGGACGAGUUCACCGAGUAUUUCCAGCAGUUCGGUAACAUUAUCGACUCGCAAUUAAUGCUUGAUAAAGACACAGGACGUUCUAGAGGAUACGGAUUUGUCACGUACGAUUCGCCCGACGCUGUUGAUAGAGUCACGCAGAACAAGUACGUGCCGUUCCACGGUAAAAACAUGGAGAUCAAGCGUGCAGAGCCCCGUAACCAGCAGAAGGGAGGCAGCUCGUAUUCCAACGUCGGGCAGCCUCAGCAGUCGUAUACACAAAUGGCUCAGAUGCAGCAGUAUUGGCAACAGAUGCAGCAGAUGCAACAGUACUGGAUGCAGAUGCAGCAGGCUCAACAACAGGGCGGCGACGUUUCGCAGGCCAUGGCCCAGAUGAUGCAGCAAUACGGAGGAGCCGUUCCUCCUGGCGCAGAACAACCGGUCAAUGGUGGAGAUCAGAAAGAUUUCGGAGACGAUGUGCCUAAUCCGCAAGAACAAACGUCCAACUUACCGUCUGGGCCUCGCGGUGGAGUGAGACACGGCGGCGAUCGUCGUCCGCGUGGACCUAGAGAGUCGCGUGGAGACCGUGGAAACGACAGAAGAGGCGGUGGUGGUGGCGGCGGCCACAGAGGAAGAGGAGGAAGAAGAGGCUACCAUCCAUACAACAGGUAG
Molecule: messenger RNA, 1218 nt
Organism: Ogataea philodendri
Lineage: Eukaryota; Fungi; Ascomycota; Pichiomycetes; Pichiales; Pichiaceae
Exons: 1
Coding region: 1-1218 (405 amino acids)
Biological process (GO): regulation of gene expression
Cellular component (GO): nucleoplasm
Molecular function (GO): RNA binding
Source: RefSeq, a predicted model, not a curated record